CUCAAUCUACUGCUGACAUCUAUGUCAACUAAAAUUAACUAUUUAUUCAAACUCAACUAAAAUCAUACGAUUCACGAAAAAACUGUAGUUUUGCCAUAAGUUUAUUUACAAUGUUGAUUAAUGAACUUCCAAAUGAUUGUUUGCUCACCAUUUUUGAUUAUAUGAAUAACUUGGAUGAUUUAAUAAACUGCUAUAAAGUGUGUAUCAAAUGGAGUCAUUUAAUUCUUAAGCGAACCAAAAAAGUUAAAUAUUUUAUAGAAGGUUAUCCGCAGAUGGAUCAUUGUGUUUAUCAUGAAGGAGAGGAACCGAUUGAUGGAACUUGUUUAAGCACAUUAUUUUCAAAUUUAAAAUUUGCUCAAAUCUGUUCACUUCAUAAAAAAGUAGAAUACAAAGAUAUUGCUGCAUUAGUCAGAAAUCAAGAAUCUUUGGAAGGAUUAAGAGCUUGCAAAUCAUUCGAACAUCCUGAUAAGCCCAAAAUAGUAUCCUUCGAUUUAUUUGAGCCAAGCAUGCAACAUAAUGGUUUCAGUAUAAAACAAUUGUGCAGUGUGUAUGAUUUAGCUAGUUUCCAAAAAUGCGCACAUUAUUUCCCAAAUCUUGAAAGAUUGCAUAUCUUAUGUGAAUCCCAAUACUACGAUGGUCCAGUAUUGGAAAAGCUUAAAAUACUUGAACUGUACUUAUGUAGUGGUGAUGGCUUGUUUAUAGUUCAUAGUUUCCAGGUCAUGGAUUCAUGUCCAAAUUUACAAAGUGCACAUAUUACCGUGAAUGAUCGCUUUUUUGUUGAUGAAACAAUAAAACUCCAAUAUUUACAAGAUUUAGUUAUAAGUACUUAUAAUGAUUGCGAGAACAGUUGGAAUGAUUUUGAAAGAUUGUUAAAGAAAUAUCCCAAUCUCAAGCAUCUUGCGUUAAGGAAGCUUUGGCAAAUAACAGAUGAACAUAUCGAGCAAUUGGUUCAUAUUUUACCCAAUUUAGUGCUACUUGAUGUUCGUAAUUGUUAUGGAGUCACUCAAAGAGCUGCUGAUUAUGUCCAAAGUCAUUGUAAAAGAUAUGGAAGAUCAAUCAAGUUUUACUUCAAGCCGGAUCAAAUCAAUCAAAUCCAAUCAGAUUGGCCUCAGUUGUCCACUAAAUUUGAAAGAAUUAGUCGAGGCUUUGAUUUCAUGAAACAUUGUUUUCUAAAAGAUUUUCUUCGCCUUCCACAUUUAUUGAUUCCUAUUGAUUAUUGAAAACCACAUACUUAUUUGUACAAGCCCAAUCGAAGAGCUUGGAAUUAGUCUCUAAACUUCAAUCACUUUAUUUCGCCAUCUAUUUUUUAGUGUAUAAAAUCGAUUGUCUAAUUUAAAGAGAUGUCUUUGUCAAUGAAUUAGAACUUUAUAUGAAAUUAAAGACCCAUAGAUAACUUU
Messenger RNA from Tetranychus urticae (two-spotted spider mite), 1397 nucleotides. NCBI's taxonomy places the organism in Eukaryota, Metazoa, Arthropoda, Arachnida, Trombidiformes, Tetranychidae. The record is from RefSeq and is a predicted model, not a curated record.